Messenger RNA from Morus notabilis, 1922 nucleotides. RefSeq names its product CBL-interacting serine/threonine-protein kinase 5. Gene Ontology annotation, biological process: signal transduction; protein phosphorylation. The coding region runs from base 126 to 1454 and encodes 442 amino acids. NCBI's taxonomy places the organism in Eukaryota, Viridiplantae, Streptophyta, Magnoliopsida, Rosales, Moraceae. The record is from RefSeq and is a predicted model, not a curated record. Gene Ontology annotation, molecular function: protein kinase activity; ATP binding. The transcript has a single exon.
CCCAAAAUCCCACAUCCUCCAAUAAUGCUUUCUUUCCCCACAAAUCCCCCCUUCUUCGACUACCAAUCAUCUAAUCUCCGAAACCCAAAACCCAAUUCGCCAAACAAUCACCAACCGGACAUGCCAUGGAAGAAGAGACAGAACAUUCUAGUAACGAUCUUCCCAGAAACAUUCUGUUCGGAAAGUACGAGAUGGGGAGGCUCCUAGGCCAAGGCACUUUUGCAAAAGUCUACCACGCAAGGAAUCUCGUCACCGGCGAGAGCGUGGCGAUAAAGGUCAUAAACAAGAAGCAAGUCAAGCGUGACGGCCUCGUUAUGGAGCAGAUAAAGCGCGAGAUCUCCAUCAUGCGACUCGUCCGACAUCCAAACAUCGUGGAGCUCAAAGAAGUCAUGGCCACCAAAACAAAAAUCUUCUUCGUCAUGGAGUGCGUCAAAGGCGGCGAAUUGUUCGCCAAGGUCUCCAAAGGAAGGCUCAAGGAGGAUCUGGCGAGGAAGUACUUUCAGCAGCUGAUCAGCGCCGUCGACUUCUGCCAUAGCCGAGGAGUUUCUCACCGCGAUUUGAAGCCAGAGAAUCUUCUGUUGGAUGAGACUAAUGGGGAUUUGAAGGCCUCGGAUUUUGGUCUCUCGGCUCUGCCGGAGCAGCUCCGGAACGACGGGUUGCUCCAUACCCAGUGUGGUACCCCGGCUUACGUGGCGCCAGAGAUUCUGAGGAAGAAGGGAUACGACGGGGCUAAGGCGGAUAUUUGGUCCUGUGGCGUCGUUUUGUUUGUUUUGCUUGCCGGGUACUUGCCGUUUCGGGAGGAAAAUGUCGUGAAGAUGUAUAGGAAGGUUUUCAAGGCGGAGUACGAGUUUCCGAGAUGGUUUUCGGAGGAUUCGAAGAGGCUGAUAUCGAGGCUGUUGGUUUCCGAUCCGGAGAAGAGGAUUUCGAUAGCGGAGAUCAUGGAAACCCCUUGGUUUCAGAAAGGGUUCACUAGGCCUGUCGCGUUUUCGAUACAAGAAGAAGGCGGAAACGGAGAAUUGUUGUCGUUGUCAUCGCCACCGUCGUCGUCGCCGCCGUUUUACAACGCGUUCGAGUUCAUCUCGUCGAUGUCGUCGGGUUUCGACAUUUCGAGCCUGUUCGAGAGCAAGAGGAAGUCGGCUUCGACGUUCACGUCCAAGUGCUCGGCGGCGGCGAUCAUGGCGAAGCUCCGAUCGGUGGCGAGGAAAUUGAAUUUCGGGUUUGUGUUGGAGAAGGAGUUUAAGGUGAGGAUGCAGGGGAAGGAGGAGGGAAGGAAAGGGAAGCUCGCCGUCACGGUGGAGGUGUUUGAGGUGGCGCCAGAGGUGGCGGUGGUCGGGUUCUCGAAGGCGGCCGGCGACACGCUUGAGUACACCAAGUUAUGUGAGGAGGAAGUGAGGCCUGCCCUCAAGGACAUUGUUUGGAGUUGGCAAGGUGAGAGUAACUGUCACCAACUGUAGAAAAGAAAGGCGUCAAAAUAAUCUAAAUGAGUCACCGAACGCUCGAACUUUUUAACUACAGAUCUCUGUAAUUAGUUUCGGUUAGGCUUAAAUUGAAUUUGCUCAAAUGUUUAGUGGUUUUGGAUUGUUAGCAUUGCAAAUUUUUUGGCGCGUGGGAUUUGUAAAUAAUUAAUGAUCGUGUAAUGAGUGUUAAUUAAGUUAAAUAGGGAGGAUUGGGAAAUUGGGACGUGGGUUUGUUUUUUUGUACCCUGUUUUUCCUAUGGGCGUGAAAAGUUGUGUGGUGGGAAUGGUUGUAUAAGGGCUAAAGCAAAUUAGCGAUGUGGGGACUUGACAUUGGAGCCGACAAUCAACUGACUACCCAAUCUGUUUGUUCCUUGUUAUGAGCUGCAACACUGACACGUUUAGAUUCCAUUUGGCACACGCAAAGUUGCUUUUACCUUAAAAGUUUGAACUUGACGUCAAUUGGCC